Molecule: messenger RNA, 893 nt
Organism: Lytechinus variegatus (green sea urchin)
Lineage: Eukaryota; Metazoa; Echinodermata; Echinoidea; Temnopleuroida; Toxopneustidae
Product: 60S ribosomal protein L8-like
Exons: 6
Coding region: 63-836 (257 amino acids)
Biological process (GO): cytoplasmic translation
Cellular component (GO): ribosome; cytosolic large ribosomal subunit
Molecular function (GO): structural constituent of ribosome; RNA binding
Source: RefSeq, a predicted model, not a curated record
AAAAUAGACAUCUUUCGAUUGGCACGGUCUUUUCAAUUGAAGACCGUGUUGUAGAUUUCAGCAUGGGUCGAGUGAUCCGUGGACAGCGUAAGGGAGCGGGAAGCGUCUUUAGGUCGCACAACAAGCACAGGAAGGGAGCCCCCAGACUUCGGUCCAUAGACUAUGCAGAGCGUCAUGGAUACCUCAAGGGCAUCGUGAAGGAAAUCAUCCACGACCCUGGACGUGGUGCCCCCCUUGCCAAGAUCCAGUUCCGAGACCCUUACAGGUACAAGAAGCGCACUGAACUCAUGAUUGCUCCAGAGGGAAUGUACACGGGACAGUUCAUCUACUGUGGAAAACGAGCCACCCUGAACAUCGGCAAUGUGCUCCCCAUCGGCCAAAUGCCUGAAGGAACCGUCAUCUGCUCCGUGGAGGAGAAAGCAGGAGACAGGGGCAAGCUUGCUCGUUGCUCUGGAAACUACGCCACUGUAGUAUCACACAAUGUUGAUACCAAGAAGUCUCGUAUCAAGCUUCCCUCUGGCUCCAAGAAGGUUGUGCCCUCUGCCAACAGGGCCAUGGUCGGUGUUGUCUCUGGUGGUGGACGUAUCGACAAGCCCCUCCUGAAGGCUGGUCGUGCCUACUUCAAAUACAAGGUCAAGCGUAACUGCUGGCCACGAGUGCGUGGUGUUGCCAUGAAUCCCGUUGACCAUCCACACGGUGGUGGUAACCAUCAACAUAUUGGUACGCCCUCUACAGUCAGGAGAGAUACAUCGGCCGGUCGCAAGGUCGGUCUGAUCGCUGCCCGCCGUACCGGACGUCUCCGCGGAACAAAGAAGGUCAAGGACGGGAAGGAAUAAAGUGUAAAUUAAGACAAUAUCAUUGACAAACUAGUCAAUAAAAUGCAAAAAAAAUCA